CGAGCCAUUCUAGAAUGUAAGAUAAGUCCCACGUGCAUUUCCGAAAACAUUUUUCGAAAUUGAAACAAAAAAUAUGUAAGAUAAGUCCCACGUUCAUUUCCCACCUCCCAUCCAGGCAUCCACAGUACUGCUGUACUUUCAAGAAGCUCCAAUUUCCCACCACCGUCAAAAUUCAAUGGCGGAAGAAGAAAAAGUAGAAGGAUUACAGCAACUCAAACACGAAAACCAAGAUCUUCCACAAGUGCUUGUUCUUGGUUCUCCAACGUGCUUACAAACCUUAAAACAACUCUACUCUCACAAAUUCCGUUUUCUUAUCCCAAACACUUCGUUGGACUCACUCUACCCUCUCACCGCUCCACUUUCAUCCAUCUCCGCCGUCAUCUGCAGUGCUUCCUUCUCCCUCACCGCCCCCGUCCUCCGCCUCCUCCCCUCCCUCCGACUAGUCGUCACCACCAGUGCCGGCACCGAUCACAUUGACCUCAAUGAGUGUGGCUGCCGAGGGAUACAGGUAGCUGGCGCCGGAAAACUGUUUUCCGAGGAGGUGGCUGAUAUGGCGGUGGGGCUUAAAAACAUGUGUUCAUUUGCAAGCUUCACUUGGAAAGCAAUAACGCAUUGA
Arachis ipaensis is the source of this 616-nucleotide messenger RNA. Lineage: Eukaryota; Viridiplantae; Streptophyta; Magnoliopsida; Fabales; Fabaceae. The record is from RefSeq and is a predicted model, not a curated record.